Messenger RNA from Alligator sinensis (Chinese alligator), 1593 nucleotides. RefSeq names its product cytosolic 5'-nucleotidase 1B. The transcript has 6 exons. Gene Ontology annotation, biological process: nucleotide metabolic process; adenosine metabolic process. Gene Ontology annotation, cellular component: cytoplasm; cytosol. Gene Ontology annotation, molecular function: magnesium ion binding; 5'-nucleotidase activity; nucleotide binding. The record is from RefSeq and is a predicted model, not a curated record. Lineage: Eukaryota; Metazoa; Chordata; Crocodylia; Alligatoridae. Bases 1 to 1005 code for a protein of 334 amino acids.
AUGGCAUAUCUCAAGAAGUCUACGGGCCAACGAGAGCCCAAGCCGCAGCACGCCAUCACCGUGGCCGUGUCGUCGCGGGCGCUCUUCGACCUGGUGGAGGAGCGGCGCAUCUACGAGGAGCAGGGCGUGGAGCGCUACGUGACCUACCAGCAGGACAACGAGAACGUCACCCUCAAGCCCGGGCCCGCCUUCAACUUCGUCAAGGCACUGGAACAUGUCAAUGCUCGACUUCGUGAGCUGUACCCUGAUGAUGAGGAACUAUUUGAUAUUGUUCUGAUGACUAAUAACCAUGCCCAAGUGGGAGUGAGACUCAUAAACAGCAUCAAUCACUAUGGUUUAACAAUUGAACGUUUCUGCAUGACUGGUGGAAAAAGCCCUGUUGGUUACCUGAAAGCGUAUCUUACCAACUUAUAUCUUUCUGCUGACUCUGAAAAAGUUCAGGAAGCCAUAGAAGCAGGCAUUGCGUCAGCUACAAUGUUCUCUGCAAAUAAAGAUGUGCCCUUCUGUGAUAACCAGCUGCGGGUGGCAUUUGAUGGGGACGCUGUUCUCUUUUCUGAUGAGUCAGAGAAGAUUGUCAAAGAGCAAGGACUAGACAGAUUUUUUGAACAUGAGCAGCUGAAUGAGAAUAAGCCUCUUGCACAGGGUCCUUUGAAAGGUUUUCUGGAAGACUUAGGGAAGCUCCAAAAGAAAUUCUAUGCAAAAAAUGAACGACUAGAUUGUCCUGUAAGGACCUACCUUGUCACAGCCAGAAGUGCAGCAAGUUCUGGAGCCAGAGUGCUGAAGACUCUCCGUAGCUGGGGCUUGGAGAUUGAUGAGGCACUUUUCCUUGCAGGAGCUCCUAAAGGACCAGUCUUGGUGAAGAUCCGGCCUCAUAUUUUCUUUGAUGACCAGAUGUUUCACAUUGAAGGAGCACAACAGCUGGGUACUAUAGCGGCGCACGUACCUUACGGUAUUGGUCAGAAAUACCACAAAUCCAAACCUAAUGACAUCAGUGUUAAGAAGUAGCUUCCCUUAACUUAACAAGUCUCUAAUACAUACAUAACUAUGUCUGAAAACUGUACCUUUUUAUUUUAUAAGCACUGUGUUUAAAAGUUUAACCUCACUGGCUAUAUCAAUUUUAAAAGGAAAUAUUUUUUAUUACAAGCAUGUUUUACUGUAAUAAUAUUCUUAAGCAGUCUUGGGUUGUUUUUUUUUUACCAAUCUGGAGCUAGCACACUACUUUCUUAAUAUUAAGAAAAGAUUUCUACUGCUUUUGUGAUUUAAGCUAUACUUCAGAGAGAGAGAUGCAUGUAUACAUUCUCUGAAAGGGUUAUGAACAGAUUAUUUAUAAAAAUAAUUUUGCUGCCUAGUGAACAUAUAUAGGUUAUUCUUGAGAUGACCAAAAGUUCAGUUUACCUAAUGUGCAGUUAUGUUUACUUUUUCAGGGCCGCCUUGUUGGAUAUGUAUUUAGUGAUUUUGUCAUUAUGAGCAUUUGAGUUCUAUGGGUGACUGUAGUUUCAGUAGAAAAUGUUAGUUUGUUUGACCUUGUGUUUACAGGAGCCUUUUAUUUUUCUACACUUUUUUUCCUACGCUAAUAAAGCUGGUUUUACAGAA